Corythoichthys intestinalis (scribbled pipefish) is the source of this 2873-nucleotide messenger RNA. Its product is annotated as gastrula zinc finger protein XlCGF8.2DB-like. The record is from RefSeq and is a predicted model, not a curated record. Bases 106 to 1179 code for a protein of 357 amino acids. Lineage: Eukaryota; Metazoa; Chordata; Actinopteri; Syngnathiformes; Syngnathidae. The transcript is spliced from 2 exons.
UGUACACUCGCCACACUACUUGCAGUUCUUUCGUGUUCUCUUAACCAAACGAGCUCCUCCAAAGCAUUCUCAUCGGACGUGACUGAAGAAGAUAUUCACUCAGGAAUGUGCGAUCACAACCACGUUAAACAGGAGGAGUCGGAGAUGCUGUACAUCGAACAGGAGGCGGAGCCAGAGUCCCCCUACAUUAAAAAAGAAGAACAGGAAGAUAAAAUCUUUGCAGUGACUGUCGGUGUGAAAAGCGAAGAUGAUGAAAGUCCAAGCGGUGAGAGCCGAGCAGCGAAACAUUCAAGUGGCAGCUCAUUUCAGCACCUUUCAACAAAAGAAGAGAGACGACCGCAACCUGACAGCCUACUAGGUCCGCUUUCGGACAGUGACGACUUGACCCCACACUCUUCUGACUUUAACACUGAUGAGGAGGAGAAUGACUUUGACCAAAAUGCUUUGAAAUCCUCAAACAAGUCAUCAUUGAAUAGUGAUGCGUUUUGUAAACCUUAUCUCUGCACAGUUUGUGACAAAAGUUGUUCUCAGAAGAGUCAUUUAGAACAGCAUAUGCGUACACACACCCGAGAAAAGCCUUUUGUCUGCACAUAUUGUGGUAAAAGAUUCUCCGUGAAGGCAAAUUUAAAUAGACACACGAAAACACACACUGGAGAGAAGCCUUUCCUCUGCUCAGUUUGUGGUCGAAGAUUCACAGAUAAGGGAACUUUAAACAGACACGCAAGAACGCACACUGGAGAGAAGCCCUUCGCCUGCACACUUUGCAACAAAAGAUUUUCUCGAAAGAGUCUUUUGGAGAUGCAUAGGUGUACACACACUGGAGAAAGGCCUUUUCUCUGCACAGUUUGUGGUAAAAGAUUCUCCCAGAAAAAAAAUUUAAGCGUACACAUACGCACUCACACUGGAGAGAAGCGUUUUGCCUGCACACUUUGUGACAAAAGAUUUUCUGAGAAGGCUCAUUUAGAAAAUCAUAAGCAUACACACACUGGGGAAAAGCCUUUUGUCUGCACAUUUUGUGGUAAAAGAUUCGCCGGAAAGAGAAAUUUGAACAAACACACAAGAACCCACACUGGAGAGAAGCGUUUUCCCUGCAUAAUUUGCGACAAAAGAUUUUCUCAGAAGAUUUAUUUAGAAAGGCACAUGCGUAUACACACCGGAGAAGAGCCAUUUGCCUGCUGAGUUUGUUAUCAAAGAUUCUGUCAGAAGGGAACUUUAAGCAGACACGCAAGAACACAGACUGGAGAGAAACUUUUUGCCUGCUCAGUUUGUCAUCAAAGAUUCACAGAGAACAGAACUUUAAACACGCAAGAACACACACUGGAGAGAAACUUUUUGAUUGCUCAGUUUGUCAUCAAAGAUUCACAGAGAACAGAACUUUAAACACGCAAGAACACACACUGGAGAGAAACUUUUUGACUGCUCACUUUGUCAUCAAAGAUUCACUCAGAUGAGACAUUUAGUAUCACACGCAACAAGCCACAGUGGGGAGAACCCGUCAUAACUACAGAACGCACACACAUCACAGAUAAGAUGUUCUCACAGCAAAGGAUGAUUAAAUGUCAGGGUUAGAGAAUAAGACAUAAAACUUGCUCUUAGGAUAUGCCCUUCAGCAAAAUCGCAUUACUGAGCUGCCAUUGCAACGAGAGUGCCGUGUUUCAACUGCUACAAAAUGGAACUUGUAGAUUGGGCAUUGAGUUCGCUGCAUAAAAUAUUUUCUACGAUGAGGCCUACACCUAACCAAUGCCCAUGUCCAGCCAACACCUUCACGUCUGGUCAUGUGGAGGAUGCCUGGGGAAAAUGGAGGCCAUUAUGCUUAACGUCGCUCCAGAUUGAGGACGUCGAGGACCUCUUCAUCUUCGGCUCUCUGAUGGCUCUUGCCUUCCUGUUGCUUUUUGGUGCCCUCUGGGUUUGCCGAUUCUCGAUGAGGAUAAAGAAUCAACUCAACGAGAUGUUGGAGGUUGCUCAUCACAUCGGCGACAAAUUGUCACAGGUGACGAAGGAACAAGCAGCACUAAAUGAUGCCGCCGCUCAAAUGGUCACAAAAAUCAACACGGACCUCCGUGAUCAUGAGAGGCUCGCUCGAGCAAACCGGGCAAGGGAGGAUGAUGACUAAUCUUCUGAAACGGAUACAACAGACGCGAGCCUCCAUUGCACCCCCGGCCUUCCCUCCCUACACCUACUUGGACAUCAACUGAUACAAUGAACCCACUCGAAUUGACAAUAUGUGAAAAUCCAUGGCAAUCAAUGACUUUUGAACGAAAUGUGAAAAUUAUGACUGGACUGAUACACAAUAUGCCGUUUGUGCAUCCCGGGCUAAUGGGGGACGGGUUUUGAUAAGCAUCUGCUUUUUCCGUCUUCCUUGUCUGUCGUCAUCUUUCCUUCGAGUAAAAAUUCCACACUCUGAAACUGUCAAUGAUUUUGAUGAUGAUUACAACGACAAUAAAUUCAAUCAAACCCUUUGAAUUGCAGUGUUUUACAAACUUCUAAUUCUUGUCACACAUUUACGGUAGAAAAGCAUUUCAAUAUCCUGAGUCAGUCGUUGAAAUGAUUUUUCACUUCCCGUUUUUUUUCUACAACUCAAUCACAGUAUUCUAGAUUUUUAUUUUUUAACUGAAUGAAUUACUUUGCAUGUCUUUCUGUACGGAACCCCAAAACGGUCCAAAUUAAAUAAGGUAAUAUUAUUAUGAAAAAGAUUUUAAAGGAACACUAGGUAACUUGUAUAAAAUAUUUUCAUAAUAUUUGUAGUGAUAUGUCGACUGACAACUAGUUGAAUGACACCUCUUUUAAAUCUUGAGGGGGUCUGUAUCGCUUCCAUAAACACUAAUUAAAUUUGAGGAGGGUGGCAGGAACCCUGCCUCACAAAAAAAACUACA